GAGAGAGAGAGAGAGAGAAGGACCUCAGUGUCUGGUUUCGGCGUUUAUCCACCUAUAAGAAAAAAACAAAUCGUGACAGUGAGAAUCUUCCCAGAGUAACACGGCUCGGUUCGGAUCGUCUCGGAUCGGCUGUAAUUUUUGGGUUGGGUCUUCUUGAUUUUUAAAUUUUAUUUUAUUUUAUUUUAUUUUAUUUAUUUUUAUUUUUUUCGGGAGCGGAAGGGGUUCGGGUCACAGAUCUCCGAGGUUAUGAGCCGUCCGAAGCCGCGUCGGUGCGUCGCUGUCCAGGGUCCUGAGUGAGACGGAGCCAGCGGGCGACCACGGAGCCUGACAUAACCCGUGAGUUGAAGAGCUCAGGAGCCAUGGAGCUGAGGGUGGGGAACAAGUACCGCCUUGGGAGGAAGAUAGGGAGCGGAUCCUUUGGAGAUAUUUACCUCGGUUCUAACAUCGCCACAGGAGAGGAAGUAGCCAUCAAACUGGAAUGUGUGAAGACCAAACACCCACAGCUCCACAUUGAGAGCAAAUUUUACAAGAUGAUGCAGGGGGGAGUGGGAAUCCCCUCUAUUAAGUGGUGUGGAGCAGAAGGUGACUACAAUGUUAUGGUGAUGGAGCUGCUGGGACCCAGUCUGGAGGACCUGUUCAACUUCUGCUCCCGCAAGUUCAGUCUGAAAACAGUCCUGCUGCUGGCCGACCAGAUGAUCAGCAGGAUUGAAUACAUCCACUCCAAGAACUUCAUCCACAGAGACGUGAAGCCCGACAACUUCCUUAUGGGGCUUGGCAAGAAAGGCAACCUGGUCUACAUCAUCGACUUUGGCUUGGCUAAGAAGUACCGUGACGCCCGGACGCACCAGCACAUCCCCUACCGCGAGAAUAAGAACCUCACCGGCACUGCCCGCUAUGCCUCCAUCAACACCCAUCUGGGCAUCGAGCAGUCGAGGCGAGAUGACUUGGAGUCUCUGGGCUACGUUCUCAUGUACUUCAACCUGGGCUCUCUGCCCUGGCAGGGGCUCAAGGCUGCCACCAAGAGGCAGAAGUAUGAACGCAUCAGUGAGAAGAAAAUGUCCACCCCCAUUGAGGUGCUCUGCAAGGGAUACCCCUCUGAGUUCUCCACUUACCUGAAUCUGUGUCGCUCGCUGCGGUUCGAUGACAAACCGGACUACUCAUACCUGAGGCAGCUUUUCAGGAACCUUUUCCACAGACAGGGCUUCUCCUACGACUACGUUUUUGACUGGAACAUGCUGAAGUUUGGGGCGAGCAGGACCGCGGAGGAUGGAGACAGGGAGAGAAGGGAGGGAAAAGAAGGGGAGGAGCGGGCAGGAGGGGGCCAAAGAGGAGCCGGAGGUCGAGCUUUGCCGCCCGGUCCGAACCCGUCAGCAGCCAACAGAGUGAGGAACGAGGCAGAUGCUGCGCCGUCCAACCCGGCAACGCGUGGGGUCCAGCAGUCAGGUAACCGCUCGCCUCAGGCCGGGAGAGCAGAGCGAGCCGAGCGAGAGAGGAAGGUCGCCAUGAGGCUUCAUCGCGGGGCCCCCGCCAACGUCUCCUCCUCUGACCUCACUGCACGCCUCGACCAGUCACGCAUCACGGCAUCACAGGUCAGUGUGCCAUUUGAACACCUGGCAAAGUGAGCUCCUCCUGGCUGGCCUGCAGGUCAGUGGCAGCAGCUGCAGGGUAUCAAAUACCCCUUUCUUUUCAAAUGGAUGAAUGAAAACAUGAGUGAGUGGAGGAAGACAAGAAGAGGCGGAUGAGGUGUUGCAGGCCCUGAGAAGGGGGACCGAGGCCAUCCAUGUGUCUGUCAGUAUGCUGUGUGAACACUGGUGACCAGGAAGAGCCCAUGGAGAAAAAAAAAAGACCAGUGGGACAAACUGACUCUUGGCCGGAACUGGUUGGUACUGCUUUUCGGGGAGCGGCCGGACGGGGGGAAGGGGAUGAAACAACACACAGGUCCCAACCCUUCUUACUCAUACUCACCUGUCCAUCGACUCAGAGGCUCAACUUGCAAAAAGAAAAACAAAACAAAAAAAACAUCAAAGUGCACAAAAAUGGACUGAAAUUCAAUUAUUCUGUGGUUUACACGUGGUUAAAAAAAAAAAACAACUAUCAACCUGCUAACGUUUGAGAGCUACAUCCGCUGCUUAUGGUGUUCUUGAUGAUAAAUAAAUAUGUAAACAACUACGGAGAUGAACACAAAUGAAGUGUAUUCAGGUCUAUAGUAUAUAUAAGCCUGAAUAUACAACGAGACAGGAGAAUGCUUGAAAAUGGACUAAGGAGGAUGUCAGAGGUGGGAAUGGAUGUGAGAGAGUGUGCGGUGAGUUUGUGAAUGGAAGCGAGGCUGCUUUCUGUCAAUAAACGUCAGUGUCCGUCUGUGUGUUAUUGUCUUCAGUGUUUGCUUUGCCUUUAGCUUUGCUUCAGAGAGUCUGACGAAGGAGGUGCAAAGGAGGAAGACGUGAUGAAUUACCCAUGAAUUCCAACAGAAAACUGGUCCCCACAUAAAACGUGGGAGGACGACUACUUUUAGCUGAGGGCAGAAUGAAAAGGAGAGCCAAAGGAGGAUUGUAAGAUAUGAAAAAGCCUUAGUCCAGCUUGUAACUCCAGGUAUGAAAAAGACUUGAGAAAGUUGUAAGAUCUUGGUGGUGAACAAGUCUGGUGUUUGUAUUUUUGUUCUUUUUGUUUUAUGAUACAUGUAAAAAUGUGUAGAUAGGUUUUGCCAGAAAGUCACAGAUUGUUUAAAGAUGGAGCUUGGAGAGAAGAGGGCUGUUUACUUCCUGACAGCUCUGAGGGGAAAAGUUGAAGCAGAGAUUUUUACCUUUAGAGUCCGCCUGAAGUGAGUGUGAUGGUCUCCACUGUGGUGGGCAAUGACAAAAAGGUUAUUGUUAAUAUUUCCAAGAGGGUUUUGACCCGGGCCUGUCAGGAUGGACUGGUGUCACGGAGGGGAGUGAGCUGUCUGAUGUCCUGUACAUUUCUUUACCAUGCUUCAACUUUAUUACUAUGAUAUUUGUGUAUAUUUUCUGAAUCAAUAAAAAUAUACACAGCUUACACAGA
This is a messenger RNA of Acanthopagrus latus (yellowfin seabream), 3036 nucleotides long. It is a transcript of the gene csnk1e, whose product is annotated as casein kinase 1, epsilon. NCBI's taxonomy places the organism in Eukaryota, Metazoa, Chordata, Actinopteri, Spariformes, Sparidae. Gene Ontology annotation, biological process: endocytosis; signal transduction; peptidyl-serine phosphorylation. Gene Ontology annotation, cellular component: nucleus; cytoplasm. The record is from RefSeq and is a predicted model, not a curated record. Bases 360 to 1622 code for a protein of 420 amino acids. Gene Ontology annotation, molecular function: ATP binding; protein serine/threonine kinase activity. The transcript is spliced from 11 exons.